AUGCAAGCUUGGGGAGGAUUAAUGACUGCACGCGUCAAAGCCAAGGGAACAAAUGGAAUUGUUGUUGAUAGUCUUAUUCGAGAUUUAACUGAUUUAUCGUCCAAACACUUAAUGGUAACUAUAGUUGUUCGACCUGGAGAUAUAAUAUUUGGAUUUAGACGUUUUCAUGUGUAUCCACCAAAGACGGUUAUCGAAGAUUUAUACGGGAUUAAAAAAGCAUGUAAAAAAGGAAUUUCUUUGGUUAAAAUAUUUGCUAUUUAUAGAAUUAAGUGGUAA
This is a messenger RNA of Funneliformis caledonium, 276 nucleotides long. Lineage: Eukaryota; Fungi; Glomeromycota; Glomeromycetes; Glomerales; Glomeraceae. The record is from the annotation of a GenBank genome assembly.